Notothenia coriiceps (black rockcod) is the source of this 3086-nucleotide messenger RNA. RefSeq names its product sphingosine-1-phosphate lyase 1 (gene sgpl1). The transcript is spliced from 14 exons. Gene Ontology annotation, cellular component: endoplasmic reticulum. Lineage: Eukaryota; Metazoa; Chordata; Actinopteri; Perciformes; Nototheniidae. The record is from RefSeq and is a predicted model, not a curated record. Bases 180 to 1880 code for a protein of 566 amino acids. Gene Ontology annotation, molecular function: pyridoxal phosphate binding; sphinganine-1-phosphate aldolase activity. Gene Ontology annotation, biological process: sphingolipid catabolic process; carboxylic acid metabolic process.
GGGCGCAGCUUUACCAGGCUGCUGGGCACUUCCUGAAUCAGGGUUAGCUAAUAGCUUGCUGCUGUGUUUGUUAGUAGCAUGUAGAUGAGAGCCGAAGACUCGAAGGCAGGCUGCUGGAGGUGACUUUCCUGAGAAGCAGACAAAAAAGAGGACUUUCAGCGAGAGUUUGCCUCAACAACAUGGACUACUGGAGUGCCUUGGAGGUGUACAGGGAGCUGGUGCUGCUGUACCUGGAUCAGGGCCGGCGGCAGGUCAACACACACUGCUCCGACCUGGAGCCCUGGCAGAUCAUCGGAGCGUCGGUCAUCACCACGCUGGGCGGCGUCUGGAUCAAAGGCUUCCUCUUCCAGCAAGAAAGUCUCCUGUCGCGAAUCAAGAAGCUGUGCUUUCGACUCGUCAGAAAAAUACCCUUUGUUGGCGCAACAAUCCAGACUCAGCUCAACAAGGCUCUGGAUGACAUGUCUGCUAGUCUGUGUACUCUGAAGGAAGGGAUGAGCUACACUAAGCAGCUGCCCUCUAAAGGCCUCUCCCAGAGCCAAGUGCUGGACAAGAUCAGAGAGUACGAGACUCUGAGUGAGGUGAAGUGGGAGAACGGAUGUGUUUCGGGCACAGUGUACUGGGGGGAUGAGUCUCUGACCAAUCUCCUGGUGAAGGUAUAUGGAAAUUUCGCAUGGAGCAACCCACUUCACCCUGACAUUUUUCCUGGCGUAAGAAAGAUGGAGGCAGAAGUUGUCAGAAUGUCUUGCACACUUUUCCACGGUGGACCAAACUCCUGCGGCGCAGUCACUUCAGGAGGAACUGAGAGCAUACUGAUGGCCUGCAAGGCGUACAGAGACAUGGCGUAUGAACGUGGGAUCAAAUACCCUGAAAUUAUUGCCCCUUUGAGUGUCCACGCAGCCUUUGACAAAGCAGCGCAUUACUUUAGGAUGAAGCUUGUUCACGUUCCGCUCGACAAGAAAACCAUGAAAGUAGACGUGAAGGCUAUGAGGAGAGCCAUCAACAAGAACACGGCCAUGCUGGUGUGCUCUGCGCCUCAGUUCCCACAUGGAAUCAUUGAUCCCAUUGAAGAAGUAGCCAAGCUGGCGCUGCGCUACAGCCUCCCCCUGCAUGUGGAUGCCUGUCUGGGAGGUUUUCUCAUUGUGUUCAUGGCCAAGGCUGGUUACCCACUGGCUCCUUACGACUUCAGGGUAAAAGGUGUAACCAGCAUCUCUGCAGACACCCACAAGUACGGUUACGCCCCUAAAGGCUCCUCAGUGAUCCUCUACAGUGAUAAAAAGUACCGGCACUACCAGUACUUUGUGGCUCCAGACUGGCAGGGGGGAAUCUACGCCUCGCCCUCUGUGGCAGGCUCCAGGCCCGGAGGGAUCAUCGCCGCCUGCUGGGCGACCAUGAUGCACAUAGGAGAGAACGGAUACAUAGACGCCACCAAGAAGAUCAUUAGCACAGCUCGCAAAAUCAAAACGGAAAUCUCCAAGAUUAAAGGUGUGUUUGUGUUUGGGGACCCCGAGGUGUCGGUGGUGGCAAUAGGCUCCGAUGAGUUUGAUAUUUUCCGUCUGUCCAACGCACUGACGACAAAGGGCUGGAAUCUGAACACACUGCAGUACCCAUCCAGCAUCCACAUUUGUUGCACAGUCCUGCACACGCAGAAGGGCGUCGCCGAUCAGUUUGUCCAUGAUGUCAAAGAGCAGGUCGCCAUCAUCUUGAAGAACCCCAAAGAGAAAACCACAGGAAUGGGAGCGAUCUACGGCAUGGCCCAGUCCAUCCCAGACAGAUCCAUGGUGACGGAGAUCUCCAGAGGUUUCCUGGACUGUCUCUACAGCACUGAGGUGUCCCUGUCAAACACCAGCCACAUGAAUGGCAACGGCAAAGCCCACCACUGAAGCUGCAUGGGCCCCCCCGCCCCCGGCCCCAACCCCACAGCACGCAGGGAAACACGCUCGCUUCCUCCUAGAGUUUCGAGCUAAUCGUCAACGGUUGCCUUAUCUUGCACACCUACACCAUAUGGAAAACAUCUGCAAAGAUCUUUAAAGCACAAGCCAUAGUCAUUGUAAUCAGCCCAGAGGGAAAUCGCUUGUUUAGGCAGAGAGAGAAGAAAUUACUUAUUCCAAAAGCGUUUGAUUUUAUCAUGUAUGUAGUGAAAGUGUGUGUGCGUGUGUUUGUUUGUGUUGUUUUAAAUGUUCAACAGUUCAUUUCAAUUUUAGCAUGUGUUAAAUGCUAAUGUUUCUCAUAAUCUCUACUGAUUGCAUAGCAAAACCAUUCCUUUUUUUUUUUUUUUUACUGGAACAUUUCAGCUUGUUGCCUGACUGCCAUGACUCAGCAAAAACCAGUGAACCCUUGUUAGUGACGCUGUGCUGCCCUCUAGUAUAAACAUGAUGCAGUGCUUUAUAUAUGUGGAGGCUAAAAGGUAUCAUCAUCAUGUGGCAAUUCUGGCAGACAGCUUUUAUAAUGUAAAAACUCUACGAUGCCCCGACUAGCGCAUAUCAGGGUAAUCUGUAAAUCACUUGAACCUACAGUUCUGAUGUUAUGGUAGAAGUGUGUCUGAGCAUGAACAUGCAUGUCCUUUGUAUGAUGGCACUUAUUGUGAUGACUAUUUUCGUGAUCCAUCUACAGUGGUUGGAUUUGUAGACAGAGGGAGAAUGAUUUAGAUAGUGGGAGCGUUUAAUGUAGUUAAUAAUGUAUACAAUUGUUUAAAUUACAAAGGGUAGAACUAGCCACAAGGCCAUGAAUAUAUAUAUUUGUGUUAAACCGCAAAUGGAAUCCAAAACUAAUUGGACUCUUGGGCUUUUUAAUUGGAAUUCCACACAUUAGCUUUUAAAGUAAAAGGAAAUUAAACAAAUCAACACACUAGACUGAAGGCUGUUUCCACCUCUGUCCCUCAAUAAUCUGCAAAGUCACUUGUCUAUCACUCUAGUUUUUAAUAAUUUGUCUCCUAAUUCAAUCUACCUCAGUUUCUACUCAAUGAAAAUGUCAUGUAUUCAUCCACUGAAACACUUUCAAAGAGGGCAAGUGUUUUUUUUUUCUUGUCUAACAUAAUCUUCACAAUGUAAGGGCAUACAAACUGUAAUAAAGAUAAACUGUUAGACUGA